Vicia faba (fava bean) is the source of this 1683-nucleotide messenger RNA. NCBI's taxonomy places the organism in Eukaryota, Viridiplantae, Streptophyta, Magnoliopsida, Fabales, Fabaceae. The record is from the annotation of a GenBank genome assembly.
AUGUUUGAUGGAGUCCCAGACCAAUUCCACCAAUUCAUAACUCCAAGAACCUCUUCUUCAUCACUACCUCUUCAUUUACCUUUCCCUCUUUCAACAACACCAAAUAAUAACAACAACAACAACACCUUUCCCACUUUUGAUCCUUAUAAUCAUCAUCAAUUACCAACACUCCAACUUCAACCAAACAAUCUCUUGCACCCAUUACACCAUCACAACAACAAAGAUGAACAAAAAGAACAAACCACUCCUUCAAUUAACAACUUCCAAAUUGAAAGAGAUCAACGACAAAUACUACCUCAACUCGUCGAUCCUUGGACUAACGACGAGGUUCUUGCACUCUUGAAGAUCAGAUCCAACAUGGAGAAUUGGUUCCCAGAUUUCACCUGGGAACACGUAUCAAGGAAGCUAGCUGAGAUUGGAUUUAAACGUAGUGCAGAGAAAUGCAAAGAGAAAUUUGAAGAAGAAAGUAGAUUUUUCAGCAACAUUAGUAAUAAUAAUAAUAAUCAGAAUCCGAAUCAGAAUCAGAAUAAUUACGGUAAGAAUUUUCGGUUUGUUACCGAACUUGAAGAGCUUUAUCAAGGUGGUGGUGGUGAGAAUAAGCAAGACAAGAUGAGGAGUGAAUCGAAUGACGAUGAUUCGAGAAGCGACGAGGUUUUGGUGAUGAAGAAAGAUGAAGAUGAGGUGUUUGAGAGAAGUACUAGAAAUGAUGAGAAGAAGAGGAAAAGAGGUGGUGAUAGAUUUGAAGUGUUCAAGGGUUUUUGUGAGAGUGUUGUGAAGAAAAUGAUGGAUCAACAAGAAGAGAUGCAUAACAAGCUUAUUGAGGAUAUGAUUAAAAGAGAUGAAGAGAAGUAUAGUAGAGAGGAAGCUUGGAAGAAACAAGAGAUGGAGAAAAUGAACAAAGAGCUUGAGUUGAUGGCACAAGAACAAGCUAUUGCUGGUGAUAGACAAGCCAAUAUAAUUCAGUUCUUGAACAAAUUCUCAUCAACUACAAAUUCUUCUUCCAUUUUAGCUUCAAUUCAAAGCAUUGAAAUCGGAAAACAAGACAAAUCCAAGGUAAUAAUUACACCUAAAAAUUUCUCAAAUUCUACCACAUUGCACUCACAAAACCCUAAUCCUGAAAUUCAUGACAAAACUCUUCAACCAACAUCUGAAAACCCUAGCUCAACUCAUCCUUCUUCUUCUACUACUUUGGCUCAACCUCGCAAAUAUACCGGCGGCGAGAAAGAAGAUAUUGGUAGAAGAUGGCCAAAAGAUGAAGUGUUGGCAUUGAUAAACUUGAGGUGCAAUUACAACAACAAUGAAGAAAAGGAAGGAAACAACAACCACACCAACAAAGCACCACUUUGGGAGAGAAUAUCACAAGGGAUGUUGGAGUUAGGAUACAAGAGAAGCGCAAAGAGGUGCAAAGAGAAGUGGGAGAACAUAAACAAGUAUUUUAGAAAAACAAAGGAUAAUGCUAAUAGGAAAAGGUCACUUGAUUCAAGAACUUGUCCUUAUUUUCAUCUAUUGAGCAAUCUCUAUAAUCAAGGUAAACUUGUUCUACAAUCUGAAAAGAAUGAAAGCAAUAACAACAUGAAUUUGCCAGAAGAAAAUGUUGUUGUUCAAGAGAAGAAAGCUCCACAAGAUGAAAACAAUGGUGGUAGCGGUGAGUCUUCUGAUCAAGUGGGGCCUGCAUGCUGGUAG